Molecule: messenger RNA, 1521 nt
Organism: Fraxinus pennsylvanica
Lineage: Eukaryota; Viridiplantae; Streptophyta; Magnoliopsida; Lamiales; Oleaceae
Source: the annotation of a GenBank genome assembly
AUGAAUACAUCUCCCUUACUGUUUCUGCUUCUCAUCACAUUAACUUUAACGUUAACUCAAUGUUUUGUGAGAGCAGAAGCAGAGUUGAGUGAGGUCCAUUUCGAUCUCGGAGGCCUCAGCAGAAACAGUUUUCCAAAGGAUUUCGUGUUCGGAACGGCAGCUUCUGCGUACCAAGUUGAAGGCAUGGCCGACAAGGACGGGCGGGGACCUAGUAUAUGGGAUCUCUUCAUCAAAGCUCCCGGACGUGAGCCCAAUAAUUCCACUGGAGAGGUGUCUGUGGACCAGUAUCACAAAUACAAGCAAGAUGUUGAUCUUAUGGUGAAACUGAACCUUGAUGCUUACCGGUUUUCGAUCUCAUGGUCAAGAAUAUUCCCAAAUGGAAGUGGGAAAGUAAACUGGAAGGGAGUUGCUUAUUAUAACAGGCUGAUCAACUAUAUGCUCGAAAGAGGCAUUACUCCGUAUCCUAAUCUUAAUCAUUAUGAUCUUCCUCAAGCGCUUCAGGAUAGGUAUAAUGGGUGGCUCGGCCGUGAAGUGGUGAAAGAUUUUGCUGAUUAUGCUGAAUUUUGUUUCAAGACAUUUGGGGAUAGAGUAAAGAAUUGGCAGACGUUUAAUGAACCUCGAGUAAUAGCAGCCCUUGGGUAUGAUACCGGGUUCUUUGCACCUGGAAGAUGCUCGAAUUGCACUGAAGGAGAUUCUACUACUGAACCUUAUAUUGUUGGUCAUAAUCUUAUCUUAUGCCAUGCAGCAGCUGCUCAGAGAUACAGGAAAUAUCAAGAGAAACAAAAGGGAAGGAUUGGUAUUCUUCUGGAUUUUGUUUGGUAUGAACCAUUGACGAGAUCUAAAGCCGACAAUUUUGCAGCUCAAAGGGCAAGAGACUUUCACAUCGGAUGGUUCAUGCAUCCUCUUGUGUAUGGUGAAUAUCCAAAAACGAUGCAGAAUAUUGUUGGGAAAAGGUUACCAAAGUUCACAAAAGAAGAGGCCAAGAUGGUAAAGGGAUCUUUUGAUUUCGUGGGCAUAAAUCAGUACACUGCUUACUAUAUGUAUGAACCACAUCAAAAUAAGACAAAGCCCCUUGGCUACCAGCAGGAUUGGGAUGUUGGAUUUGCUUAUGAUCGUCAUGGAGUGCCAAUCGGUCCAAGGGCAGUGUCUGGUUGGCUCUACAUUGUACCAUGGGGUCUGCACAAAGCUAUUAACUACGUUAAAGAGCGCUAUGGAAAUCCUACCAUGAUUUUGGCUGAGAAUGGAAUGGAUGAUCUAGGGAAUUUAACACUUUCUAAGGCUUUGCAUGAUACCACAAGGAUCAACUACUACAAGAGCUAUUUAGCACAAUUGAAGAAAACAAUCGACGAGGGAGCCAAUGUGAUUGGCUACUUCCAAUGGACAUUGCUUGAUAAUUUUGAAUGGAGACUAGGGUACACAUCUAGGUUCGGCAUUGUCUACGUUGAUUUCAAAACCCUCAAGAGAUACCCGAAGAUGUCGGCCUACUGGUUCCAGCGGCUGCUACACCGAAGCAAGCAUUAA